AUGUCCGCGACAAUCUUUCUGGACAGCCGCCAUACACACUACACCAACUUGGACUUCCUUUCCGGCAAAGUUGUUCUGCACCUGCCCACUGAAGCCGCGAUCGGGGGAAUUCAGGUGAAACUGGAGGGAGUGAGCCGAACACGGCUCUCUGGCCCUCGUCACCCACACCAUGUGAACUCAGACAAGAAACGGACCGAGUUGGAGGUUCACAAAAUUCUUUACAAGGUAGCGACCGUCUUUCCCACGCCAGCGGUGAUGCAGACGGGGGCGCCGGCGCCCUCGUACACUUUUGCGGCGGGUUCAUAUGAGUAUCCGUUCAAUUUCAAGUUUCCAUUCAAUAAUUCCUGCAAUACGGUCAACAGCAUGCGAACAAACCUCGUCACCUCGGGUCUCAAAGUCGAAAUGGCGCGCGACACCAACCGACAUGUCAAGAAGACCCUUCCUCCCUCCCUGAGUGGGUACCCUGGUAUGGCUGAGAUUGACUAUUUCAUCAAAGCGACGGUGAUCCGGCCUCAAUUUUAUAAAGAGAAUAUCAGAACUAUCGUACCUUUAAAUUUCCUUCCCAUUGAGCCACCAAGAACCGGGAAUCCAAACGAGGAGACCUAUGCUCGCCGGCAUCAUCAAUUUACCAGCCCGCCAACGCUCACCAAGAAAAAGAGCGGCAUCUUUGGUCGAACCACCGCCACCACCUAUCAAGAGUCCAAAACCGAACGACCGCGUAUCUCGGUCGAAUCCCGAUUGCCCAACCCUUCGAUCCUCACGUGCAACGAACCCAUACCGCUACGUCUCCUGGUCAAGAAAUUGAACAAUGUCCCGGAAAUGGUUUUUCUCCAAAUGCUGCAGAUCGAAUUGAUAUCAUGCACGAGGAUCCUAGCGCAUGAUCUCACUCGGCAAGAGAACGGCUCUUGGGUGAUUAUGAGCGCGAGUAACAUGGGCUACCCUCUGGGUCGACCUGGCGAUACGGCUGGCACCGAGUGGACCAUCGAUCCAAAGAUGUGGGCUGGUUUACCUCUUCCCAGCUCGGUGGCGCCAUCCUUUGAAACGUGCAAUAUCGAGCGAAGUUACGAGUUGGAAAUCCGAGUGGGAUUAACUCACGGCACGACAGGCAGCAUCAAGCCUCAAAUGAUUGUACUUCCGCUACGAAUGCCGGUCAAGGUUUACUCCGGAAUCGCACCCCCAAAGGCCUUGUUGGAAGCCAUGGCGGCAGCAACCCCCCAAACCGCAUCCUCAAAACCCGCGCCAGAGCCGGUGCAACUGGAGGCCUCGGGGGAGGAACGUCCCCCAAUGCCUCCACGUCCCACUCCACAACCCGUUCCAGCAAGCGAAGGGGCCGUCUAUGACGACGCACCCCCUAGUUAUGAGGACGCGAUGGGCGAGAACAUUAGCCCCGUAGAUGGACCACGUCGCGAGUAUCACCCACCAGAUCCCUCUUCCUCCCGAAGAAUUGUGGAAUCCGGCACUGAUUCCAAAUCUCCAGUCGAAAUGGGAAGGUUUCAUGAAGACGGCUCGUCCGCUGAAGGUUCUUGGGCCCCCUCAAGUCGCGCACGUCGUUCCUCGUCCGAGUCCUUUGACAUGCUGCCUACCACUCCUCCCGAGUCGCACUCUGGAUCGCCACCCACGUCGCCUGUGACUCGCUCCCACAGUAUGAUGAAAGGUCCUCGUCAUGAAAAUAAUCAAGACGGCCCCCCGCAGUAUGAGCCUGUCUCUGAGAUACACCUUCAGCCCCACGCUCAAGUUGAUCGUCGGCCAUCACGAACUAGUCUUCGACCCAUGAAUCUGGGCGUACCUGCUCGAAAGCCAGUUCCCCGCAGUGCUAAUAUGCCGCACUGA
Messenger RNA from Penicillium oxalicum, 1830 nucleotides. Its product is annotated as arrestin (or S-antigen), N-terminal domain protein. The coding region runs from base 1 to 1830 and encodes 609 amino acids. NCBI's taxonomy places the organism in Eukaryota, Fungi, Ascomycota, Eurotiomycetes, Eurotiales, Aspergillaceae. Gene Ontology annotation, molecular function: protein-macromolecule adaptor activity; ubiquitin protein ligase binding. The transcript has 5 exons. Gene Ontology annotation, biological process: ubiquitin-dependent endocytosis. Gene Ontology annotation, cellular component: plasma membrane; cytoplasm; cytosol. The record is from RefSeq and is a predicted model, not a curated record.